Molecule: messenger RNA, 2053 nt
Organism: Capsicum annuum
Lineage: Eukaryota; Viridiplantae; Streptophyta; Magnoliopsida; Solanales; Solanaceae
Product: double-stranded RNA-binding protein 2
Exons: 3
Coding region: 357-1892 (511 amino acids)
Molecular function (GO): double-stranded RNA binding
Source: RefSeq, a predicted model, not a curated record
UAAUCGUUUUAGGAAGACAUAAAGUUAUAUUGUGUGGGUGCAUGUAGAGAAUCAUACCUCCAAUGCCUACACAAAGCACACUAAGCAAAAUUGACUUCAAAAUUCACAAAAUCUCUCCCCCCUCUUUCUCUCUCUAAAGCACUGCACUUUCUCUCUCUAGAAAAAAAUCAUUACAUACACUAAACACUAUAUAUAUUCACACACAAAAACCCUAGUUCCUCCGCGAUCCUCCUCCAUCGACGACGGCGAACGUAUCCCGGAGCUCCGAUGGACAUUCGCUAAUUCAUUAUCCAACUCCGACGAUUUACUUGUACUGUUUUUCCGUUGAAGUUUUUGCGGAAGGUUCUAGAAGAAAAAUGUAUAAGAAUCAAUUACAGGAACUAGCACAGAGGAGUUGUUUCAAUUUGCCUUCGUAUACUUGUAUUCGUGAAGGUCCGGAUCAUGCGCCGAGAUUUAAGGCGACGGUUAAUUUCAAUGGAGAGGUUUUCGAAAGUCCGAAUUAUUGUUCUACAUUGAGACAAGCGGAGCAUUCUGCUGCUGAAGUUGCGUUGAAUGCGCUGUCGAAUCGUGGACCUUCUAAUUCUCUUGCUGCUAGAAUUUUGGAUGAGACUGGGGUAUAUAAGAAUCUCUUACAGGAAGUUUCACAAAGAGUAGGAGCAUCAUUGCCAGCAUAUACAACAGUUAGAUCUGGUCUAGGACACCUUCCUGUCUUUACCUGCACAGUAGAGUUGGCAGGCGUCGCAUUUACUGGUGAGCCAGCGAAGAAUAAGAAGCAAGCUGAAAAGAAUGCAGCUAUGGCAGCUUGGUCGUCUCUGAAAUUAUUGGCACAGCAGUCUGAAACUUCAAAAUCAGACCGAGGAAGGAAUGAUGAGCAAGAGCAUGUAACUGUUGCACGUGCACUACAAAGGUACAUUUUCAAGGCAAGGGUGGCUAGAGUACCAUUCCCCAUUAAAUUUCCGACAGCCAGUCCAAGACCAACUAAUGUACAGCAGCUUCCAUCUACUACGUCAAAACUUCUUCCCCUAAUAUGUCCAAGAACGGCUCCUCGCAGUAGACCAGUCAGUCCGUUAUGUCUAAAACCUACUUCUCAAAGUAGACCCAUCGAUAGUACAGGAAGUGACGCACCACUGAGUCCAAGGACAGCUCAAACCAUAAAUAAUAUUUUAAAGGACAGCUUCAUUAUGGAUAAUCACAGGGUUCGACCAGAGAAGUUCCCUGCUGCUGGUGCAGCACCAUAUAUUCCUGUCAGGCAUUUUGGCCCACACCAUCGGAUGGCUCCUCCGGUGACCAUACGGAAUGCAAUUCCUGCUUUCUCUGCACCACCACUUUCUCAAUCAUCUCAGUCUCCUAGGGUGAUGAGGCCUCCAGGUCUGAGAGUGGCACCACCUGUCUGUAUAAGACAAGCAGUGCCAGUUUAUGCUGCACCCCCUGUUCGGGCAGAGGAGCUCCCCAAAUUAGAUAGGGCGAUGAUGAGGCAUCCAGGUAUGGGAGUGGCACCACCUGUCUGUAUGAGACAGGCAGUGCCAGUUUAUGCUGCAUCACCUGUACGAGCAGAGGAGCCAACCAGUUUAGAUACAGCGCUUCAAGUAAAGGAGCCUACAUUUUCUAAAGCUCCAUCUGUUAAAGUUGACGAACCGCUAGCUUUGAAGACACCCGAAAUUCAGGUACAGGAAUUACCAACUUGUGAAGCGGUGAUAGGCGAGGCUGAAUUGCUGCAUGAUCUUUCUGAAGAAAAAUCACGUUCUCAAGUCCAACAAACUAAGGGAGAGGAGCCAACUGACAUUGAAGUUUCAAGGAGCGUGACAAUGCCAGCGGAUGGUACCAAGAUUGCAGCGGAGGAGAAGCCACAUGACUCUCUGGAGAUUGAGAAUCUGAAACGGCUAAACAUUUGAUGUGAUGUCGGGAGUGGCAUAUUACAAACUAUGAAACCUUUAGUAAGCUUUUGUUCUGCCCUUCUGGGUUUUAGUUUGCAAGUGUCAAUGUAGUCUCAAAUAUAUCAGCUCCUUUCACAUUUUUCAUUUGGAAUAGUUUUAUUGAGAUAGAUGUUGCUACA